Chaetomium fimeti is the source of this 1172-nucleotide messenger RNA. RefSeq lists its product as uncharacterized. The coding region runs from base 166 to 1119 and encodes 317 amino acids. The transcript has 3 exons. The record is from RefSeq and is a predicted model, not a curated record. Lineage: Eukaryota; Fungi; Ascomycota; Sordariomycetes; Sordariales; Chaetomiaceae.
AGCCGGAAGCAGGAUGCAACUCAUUACAAUCUCCAGGCGGAAAACCUGAAAGCACCAUCGGCAAACUUCAAUCCUGACAUACCACCAACUUCUGGCCAUUCAACUCCGACACCUUAUUCGAUUGGUUUUGGUUCCUGCUUCGCUCCGUCAAACCUCGGUGCACGCAUGUCAGCCUCCAAUGAUUCGGGUCUGCCGUUUUCAACUUCGUUCGAUUUCGGCUCUUCCUUCGCCUCGUUAGUCGGCGCGGUCCCGCUUGAUCUCACGCCCGCUUCUUUAGCUACAUUCCCCUCCUUCCUGACGGCGCCCAAGACCGACAACGCUUCCAACCCGGUCUAUCCUGUUUUUCCCGUCACACCUUCGGGAGAGCGGGGUGACUUUUUCGGCCAAUCCCUUGGGAGUUACGGUACUCAACUGACUCCUUCACACACCAUAGACUGCACGCUCCUUGCCGGUUGCCUCAGUCGCGGCUCUCACCUAUUGACCCCUCCCGUUAUAACAACACACUUCGACCACGUGUCCGACAUUGUGGCCCAUCAGCUGUAUUCGGACAGCUCCGUCAGCUCCGACCAACAGGUUUCUACGACGCUCGUCGGGACAACUGAGCCAAUCAAGCAAAAUGACGACAGCAUAACAAUGCCGUUGACCCCCUCUCCGUGUUCGAUGGAGGGCGUCUUGGUGGGGCGAGCGCGGCAUGGGGCGCCAGGACCCCAACAACUACAGCGGUGCUCAGGGCGGGCCGGGAUCGAGAGAGAAAAGAAGCGUCGCGUAGUGGGGGGAGUCGACAGCACCUUCACCCUAGACAAUGUCAGGCCCGCAAAACCAUACAAAUGCCCCGUGGAAGGAUGCGUCAAAUCGUACCGCAGGAAUGAGCACGUGAAACGGCAUAUUAAGAGCGAGCAUCAUAGGGUAUCGUUCUCUUGCCAGUUCUGCAACCAUGCUGCCAACCGGCGGGAUAACUACAUGGCUCACCUCAAGCUACACACAAAGCAACGGAAGUCGGGGGCCGGCGAGCGUAGGGUGACUUUCUACGAGGAUGCGGUGCGGAAAUUUGCCGAUGAGAAGCAGAAUGAACGGCGACGAGGGCGGAAUGCUAAGCUUGGUGAGCCGCUAUCUAAGUAGUAGGGGGGGGUAAGAGGGAGGUCCCAGUUUGCUUCCGAGUUAAUAAGCGCAAG